Molecule: messenger RNA, 3778 nt
Organism: Paralichthys olivaceus (Japanese flounder)
Lineage: Eukaryota; Metazoa; Chordata; Actinopteri; Pleuronectiformes; Paralichthyidae
Source: RefSeq, a predicted model, not a curated record
GACUGAUUUUUUCCCCCUGCCCAGUCGUGGACCCCUCUGAUUGGCCAGAUGUGGACUCGCAGCCUCUGAGCAUCGAGGACUCGUGGAGGCUGCGUGUUGCGUCUGCUCAGGCGUUCUGCAUCGUGAAGAACAGGGACAUGGAGCACUUUGAGAGAGUGCUGAAGUUUCUGGAAGCCACGCACAGACUUCUACCCAGACUGGUGGCUCCCAUCAAACACAUGAAGAUCGUGUUUGGACUUAAGACCCUGGUCAUCAUGUGGAUGCUCAGACAGCGUCGAGGGAUGAUUGACACUAUGUUUAAAAUCACCCAGUUCUUCCCAAAUAAACUCCCUCAAUAUCAGGAUCAGUGUAACCAACACGAGAUGUUCCUCAUGAGGAAGAACAAUCUGGACUUCAAGGUUCUAGCUCAGGCUCUGGUGAUGGACAAGGACAAACUGGAAUAUUAUGUCCAGAAACGGAUGGAGCAGCACUACGGGGAACAUUAUGCUCAGAGAGUCGAGGACAGGCUGCUGCAAUAUCUGCAGGAGCUGGAGGCUGCGUUACCUGGAGACACUUUCAUCGACAAGAUCCUGAAGAAGGAAAGUCCUGUUACUGACGAGGAGAAGCUGCUGCUGGAUGUAAUUACAUCCGACUCCACGACCAUAGCGAUGACUCUGAGGAAGCUGCUGCACUGUGAUGCAGCUUCCUGUCGUCCAGCUGUGGUUUCUCAGGCGUCAGAACACGGAGCGACUGAAGUGGAAAACUCUGGACUCACAAAGUCUGUUGUGUGCCGCAGCUCCUCAAACACUCGUCUCUCGUCAGUAGAAGAUAAAACUCCCCACGAGUUCCAGCCUGAGGUUUUAGAACGAGGAGAUGUGGCAGCACAGGAAGUGUCUGUAGAGACUCACAAUCAUCCAGAUGUUGGGAGACGUCUACAAACAAAGGAGGAGGAUGAGAUAAUAAAUAGAGCGGAGGAAACCGGUCUGAGAGCAAGUGAAGCUGCUUCGUCUCCUCAGUUCUGCUCCAAACACCAGCGCUGGGUGAAGAGCAUCCUGCAGGAGUGUCCUGACGAGUGUUCAGAGGAGCUGCAGCUUCAGGCCAACGUCUCCUCAUCUCCGCUGCUGUUCCAGUCGUCCUCCUCCACCUCUUCCUCACAGGACCUCACCCCAUCUGACCUCAUCCCGUGUCCCCCCGACCGACAGCUCACUCCUUCACAGACCGCCACCCGUCCUCCGACAGCAUUGGAACAGGGAGACGUCACAGACGAGCGGCGCUCUGGAUCAGCUAGUGAUGGAUCUCUGCAGCAGCGCUCCUCCAGAGACGCUCCUCUGUCCUCUGCGUUGUCCCCGGUCGUCAGACUGAUGGACGUCACCUCUGUCAGAGGGAGCUGUCCCUUCCUCAAACCCCAUCAUGCCUCUCCAAAUACUUUCAUGUCCCGAAACAAGCAGGCAGCUUCCACUCCUCAUUCUCCUCAAGACCCUGGAAGUUCUGUCCCGACAAAUAUUACAAACACAACAAACAGAUCACAAACGUCCCCUCUGUCUCACGAUGCUUCUACAUUUUCCUGCUGUCGAAAACCAACUCCACAGACGUCUUCCAGACGAGCUGCAGCGGCCUCCAGACGAGCACAGACUCUGGAUGUAGCCGAGCAGUUCAAACAGGCUCCAGCUUCACAUCUGCUCUCGUCCCACCACAGUGUCUCUUCGUCUUCUGCACAUGAGUCCUCUGCCUCUCAAUCUGAGGCUCUGUCCUCAAACAGAAACCCUUCGUCUCCCAGAUCAUUUCGACAGAACGACAGUCCUCUUCUAUCUCAGACUGACCCACGCACCUCCUCCACCUCCUCCACCUCCUCCACCUCCUCCACCUCCAACACUGAUCAUCUCCCAGUCAGGUCUGAGGCCUCCAGCGCCCAGCUGAGGUUAUCUCUGCGGAGUCAGGCCGUGCUGCUGCAGUCGGCUCUGCUGCAGCCGUACGUGAGCCUGACCAGGCUGAGCGCUCGGGAGAGUCAGCGGCCGACCAGGAGCAGACGUGUGGAGUCCGAGUCACUAGAUCCUGAUUCCUCUUUUGACUUGAACAUUCUUUAUUCCAGUCAUUCUUCCAGCGGUGACUGCGACGAUUCGCUCGACUCUGACCCCGACUACAAACCUCCCACUGAACGGAGAAGACGAGUCUCAGAGUACGAUGCUGCAGAAACCCUGAAUCAUUCUGACUGAUGGUGGAAUCAACACUGGAAUCGAAAUGUUGAUGUUACGUGUUUGAAAAAUCUCAUGUUACCAAUGGAGACAUUUGACUUUGUAAAACUCGACUCCUCAAGGCCCCCUGGUGGACAAACUGUGCAAUGUUCGACUGUUUACCUCAAACGUAACUUAUUAACUGAAAAACACAACAAAUCAAUUAAUAAACUGAUAUUGUCUGAUAUAUCCACUUGAUUGAUCAAACGUCUUGUUACAUCUGCUACGAUUUUCACGUAGAGACGAUGACGAUAUUGGGGAAUUAAAAAUCCGACUCAAAAUAAAAAAAACAACAAAGAAAUGUGACGAAGGUUUGAGAUUUAGAGUUCACACUUUAACCACUGACUUUAUUAUAAAUUACUAGAAAUAAAAAGAAAACACACCAAUUAUACAGAUUUAUUUAAAGUAAGAAAAUAUGUCUUUCUUAAAGAAAGUGCAGGACCAACCUGAGUCCACUCGCCUGCUUCCUCUUGCAGACAUUGACCUGUUCCCCAGGGACCGCCCACUCCAAUUCACGUCUGCGUUCUUUGGCCAAUCGCGUGCCUGCUGUUCCGAGUCGGUCAGUCAGUGGUUAGUCGGCGCGGUGUGAUGGGCCGUCCGAUGGCACGACACAACACCACGCUGUAAACAAGGCUGGUUUAGACGUGAAUCACGGGGGGGGGUCAGCGCAGAGGUCAGCAGAUCCUCCUCUGUUUGCUCAUGUGUGUUGACACAGGGCUGAUGGAGGCGGGUCCAGUCUCUGCUGGAGGUGAAGUAGGGACACUGCUUUGUGGCUUUUGGCCCGAGGAUUGAUUGUGAAAUAUUUAUAGACGUAAAAGUUUGAAAAGUUGUAACGAACUUUACUGAACAGAAACUUCAGCACAAACCGUUAAAUAUAAAAGAUCCUGGAUACAAACGCCGCCGUCUCACGCUUCAGACGUCUUCUGGAGUCGCUCUGUGCGGCAGCGAUUGGUGGACGGAGCCUGUGUGCGGAGGUCCCGACCAAUCACGAAUCAGUCUCAGCUGUCAAUCACAACAUUCUUAUAUCAUCAGAAAGCUAAACUUUUUUCCGGAGAUGGUUUCUGUAACUUCAGGCGUGAGGCGUCUCUUCAUGCUGAUGUUUGUCCCAAGUUCGGUUUGAAUUCCUGUGUGUGUUUGUGUGUUUGAUGCUGUGAAGACACGGUGACACGUCAUGACGGAGACUUAGUUCAUGAACAUGGAGAUUCUUAAACACGAGGUGAAAUUCAAACAGUUUCAACUCGAGACCAUUAAAGGACUUUUCACUCCAAGUUCACUUUUAGUCGCACGUUUAAAAAAGAAAAAAGUUUUCAGAACCAAGAAAAGAGUUAUUGAUGAAUUCCUCCUCCUCCUCCAACGAUCAUGUUGUUCUUGUGUUUUGUUUGUGCUCCGGUGUCGUCACCACCAGGACCAAAUGACCGAGGCUCUUGGCAAAGUGAUGCAGCGCUGGUUUAAUGGUGGAGUGCAAAGUGCAGUGUGUGGACUAAACUGUGUGUGUUGAGUUGUUGCAUAAGAAGAAGUCGUGAUCAAAACUGGAAAACAAACUAAAUCAGAAUUGAAAUAAUGACGUU